Messenger RNA from Actinia tenebrosa (Australian red waratah sea anemone), 3759 nucleotides. RefSeq lists its product as uncharacterized. The record is from RefSeq and is a predicted model, not a curated record. Lineage: Eukaryota; Metazoa; Cnidaria; Anthozoa; Actiniaria; Actiniidae.
CCGAUCUCUCAAGAAACGAAGCAGUCGAUGUAUGAAAGCAACUUCACCAGUAAUGAUUAAUUUUCGCUAAUUCGUCUCUUAUCAUUGGCUCGCGGAUCAUUCCGAAAAGCCAUCAAAAUGCGUUGAUUGGCAUAACCCUACGAAUACUAAUUGUUGAUUGGAUAGAAUUAAUGAGCGGCUAUGUGGAAUCAUAAAUUAGGUCUCAUGUUUGAUAAGCCGGCGAGACUUGAUUGGUUGGUUGAACAAUAGCACCUAAUUGCACAACAAAACGCGUGGCUAAUAUGUCCGAUUCUGAUUCUAAUUACUUCAUGCAAUAAUGGCAGGCAUUGAAAAACGGAAUUCUAGCGAAAUCAUCUUGGAAGCUUUUCUUGGGCGCGUGUGAUAGUCCGAAUUACUUAACUAGAUCGAAAAAAAGGAUAUCUAUUCAAGUCUAGAGACUGUUGGCGCGAAAUUGAAGCACACUGGUGAUCGUGGAGAAUACAAUUUUACGGGUCUAAUGAAGGAGAGAAACCAUGAGUACUGCAAAAACUACAGAGACUGAUUCAGCAUCAACUGGUGGAAAUAACAGCAAAGCAAGUUCUACUUCUGAAACAACAGUCAAUGAUACUUCAUCAUCUGAUGGGAAAGAUUUACUUCACUCCUUAAAAGGGCAUGUUUCAUUUGCAAAGCAAUGUCUUGGACUUUUGCAAAACCAAAUGAAACAUGCCAUGGACACUCUAGAUAUCCUUCAGGACCAAGUCACUAAAGCUCAAUCAACUAUAGAUAAAAUAGAAAGAAAGGAAAAUAAGAAAUCAAUUUCUGAGAAAGGAAACUCUGUUGAUUAUAUAGCUUCAAUAGAUGAUGGAACACAAAGGGAAGUUCAGUUGCAUGGCCAUCACAUGAUUGUUAUUGAUAGCAAUGGACAGCCAUUGUAUUCUAUUGAUAAACCAGGGACUUCUUACAGUAUACCUCCACAACACCAAGGGGGGGCAUGCCUUUGUUCAGCAUGUACUAAUGGAGGGCAGCCUGUUUUUAGAAGUGGCCAGGAUCAUGGGUGUACAGAUAAGGGGCAGCAAAUUAUCACCAUUCAUCCUGGCCAGGCUGUUUAUCCAAUUGAUGACAAACAAGUUGCAUCUCUAAUGGGCUCCUGCAAGGAUGAAAAUGAUGAAGCUAAUGUUGAAUCAAAGGCUGGUUAUUCAAAUGAUGGCUAUGACUGUCAAAAGAAAAGAAGGUGUUCUUGCCCGACUUAUGUUGAAACUUCACCCAGAUCUGAGGAUGAUGAAAAUCGUCCUGAAAGUCCCCAUGGAAACUGCUCAAAUGCUGGAUCAAAUGCAACAACAAAUGCAAUAAGUAAUUCCUCCAAGUCUACAUCACCCAUAGCAACACAGCUUCUACAAGUUAUUGAUGUUUUACAAAAUGCUGGUGAUGACGAAAGGAUAGAUUCAGAGACUUCUAGCUCCUUUACUAGAUCUCUUAGAAGUUCAAGUACCAGCUCUUCAAUGCCCUUUACGGGACCUGUCCCACAUCCCGUAUAUACGGCGUCUGGUACAGGAAUCUUAGCAGCAGCAGGCCGUAAGACCAGAAAACAAGACAUGAGCCCCAUAAAGAAAGAAAAUCAAGCAGGUCGCGAUGCAGAACGUGAACUCCCCGAACUAAUGAAGGUCCCACCGCCAGUGCUAGCAGCAACCUUAGAACCCGAUUUUCUGGUCGUUCCUGGUAACAGCUACUUCGCGGACAGCCCUCCGUCUACUGGAACUCCAACCAGGGAAAAAGAAAAAUGGACAUCUAGUCGAGACGACAAAAGUUCCUACGAAAGACGUAACUCAAAAGAUAGCCAACUAUCAGGUUACGAAACUGCGAGCACAUCUCUCGCUGAUGUGAAGAAAGAACUUGUUGAAACGAUGAGGUCCUCGUCUGUAAGUUCGAUGGCGUCGGAAGGGUCUUCGCGGAGUCCAUCAGAAUCGUCCAUUUCGGAGAAAUGCGCCACUCGAGGUUUGGAUGAGUCGAAAGAUGCCAAUCCAUUGGGGGAUAAAAUUGUUCGCAUUUCAAGGAGAAGCUCACAAGAGAGCACAGUUCGAGACAAACAAAAAGAUCAUAGCGCUGUUUAUUCCCCGACUACCUUACAUAAACACCCUGACGGAGACUCGGGUUCUCUGGACUCAGAGGUGACAGGAAGUAGCUCGACGCGUCGCGCAAGGCCGUCUUUAUUAAAUUCCCUCGUGACAGACGCGGAAUCUCCAAAUAUACAAUCAUCGCCAAUAUCUCCUAAAAGGUCUUCAACGCGUGCAUUAAAAGCUACUCCACUCAAUUCUCAGGUUACAAUGACAGAGUUGAACGAAAUGCGACGUAGCCAAUCGUUGGAGUAUACGUCGAAUCCAGGAAUCGUACGGAUAUCGCAUGCCACCCCGAUGACAUCGGCUGUCCAAUCAAAUCAAUCAAAGACUGAUACUCCUAGGUUAGCGCCUACUGCAUCUCCGGCUCAUUCUAACGAUAAAAUAACGUCUUCAAGGAAUUCUUGCGUUCAUAAUUCCGAAUCCAAGUCCUCGGAUCUCUCGCUUGUUACGACAUACUCCGUGGCUCAAAUCGGUAACGACGAAGCGAAUCCUCCUCUUUCUUGUACAUCGCCUACGAAGAGACCGAAUAUUCUCUCUCGAACACGCCAAGGUAAAAAGGACAUCCCACAAGGCAUAGUAGUGUUAGUUCCUACUAUAGAGGACGCGAGGCAAUUAAUUAAGUCGACUGGAGGGAGUCAGGCCAACACGCCGGUCUUAGUCCCUCGGAACGUCUUAAAUCAGUUUAGCGCAAAUGGGGAAGCGCCAAAAAGUAGCGUGGAUAAGCAUGUUACGAGCGCGUUGCCUGGGAAACGGCCACAUAACCAAGACAACAGCGCGUCCCAUUCUGGACCCAAGAGACGCCACAAUGAACCUAUGGUUAUAGACUAAACUGUAUCGGGAUGGCAGGGGAAAUGUUUUAAAAUUCAAGCGAUUUUUCAUGUGAUGUAGCCAUUCUUUGCGCACGUUUUUACGCAAAGUUUUAAUACCAGCAACGUCGAUCGACAAUUCAAACGCAACUGUGUUGCGCUUCAAGUUGUACGAUUUUGUUACAGUACCAGUAUUUUUGAACAGUACACUUUUGCUGACCGUGCUUCCCGCAGCUUGUCGUCUUGUGAAUUCUGAACUUCAAAGUUUUAAGUCGUCGCUCUCUGAUAAAGAUGUGAACUAUAGAAAACCUACCUUACGAACAUCAGUCUUUAUAUCGCUAUUUGAUUGUUUUGUAGAUUGUAUAACUAUCAGAUUUUUAUUGUUGAAGCCGCGGUAAUGGGAGAGGUUAUCGCGCACCUGAUUUCGCGGUGGAAGUUGUGCGCAAAAAAUCCAAGUGAUUUUCGAUUCGCUCAAAAAAUGAACGUUACGUGAUAAGCUGCACAAGUUUGUCUGAAGUUUUCUCCACUCAUGACUGCAGUUGAAACAAAGAAUAUGGUUGUCCUUUUUGUGGUUACACAAGCAACUUGAUCUUCCUACGACUUAAAACGAACAGUGUAGAAAGAAAAGUCUCUCAAUGUUAAUAGCAUAAUCGGAACUAACUUAUGUUUACGAAAAGCACAUAAAAUAUUGAAACUUUUAUUAUUGAAUUUCUCUCUAAAGACGAUGAACCCUGAAUGCAUCUUGACGAAGAGAUUUUAAAGUACAAUCUUGAAGAUGGAAAAGUUGUAAAACUAUAAUUUAUUUCGCAUAUCAUACAUUUUUCUUAGCAGUAAAAGUCGGAGUGAGUCUGUAAUUUAAA